This is a messenger RNA of Penicillium cinerascens, 1461 nucleotides long. RefSeq names its product MFS general substrate transporter. The transcript is spliced from 4 exons. Gene Ontology annotation, biological process: transmembrane transport. Gene Ontology annotation, molecular function: transmembrane transporter activity. The record is from RefSeq and is a predicted model, not a curated record. NCBI's taxonomy places the organism in Eukaryota, Fungi, Ascomycota, Eurotiomycetes, Eurotiales, Aspergillaceae. Bases 1 to 1461 code for a protein of 486 amino acids.
AUGUCUACCUCCGCAGAGCACCCGGGAUGGCGGUCUUCCAGAAAAUUGGUCACCGCCACCGCUUGCGUUGCCUUGUUUACUGAAACUCUUCUAUCCGGGUUCCCCGUACCGAUGCUUCCUUAUAUGCUAGAAGAGCGCCUUCGCAACGACCCAUCCCGAACAAUUGAUACCACCAACAGCCUCCUGAGUCUACACGGUUUCGUGACAAUGAUCUGCUCCCCUGUUUUCGCGAGGUUCUUCGAUAAAACCUCCAAUCAAAAAGGCCCGCUUUUUCUGUCGCUUGGGCUUUGUCUUGCAGGGACUGUGCUGGUCGCGUACACUCCCACAUGUAUUUGUCACCCCGGCCACGCUCCUUUGUGCUCUACGAAUGCUGACAUAUGGGCACUAUACCUGGGCAGGGUCCUGCAGGCAGUUGCCGGCUCGGCAGCAUGGCUUGUCUGUACAGCUAUGAUAACCGAGACUGCAGGUGAUGGUAGGAUUGGGAGAGUGAUGGGGCUGAGUACGUCUUUUAUAAUGAUCGGAACAGUGAGUGGGCCAAUGCUCGGGGGUGUUUUGCUAGGCUUGGUUGGAUACUGGGCGGCUUGGUCUGUGCCAAUGGGCCUGCUGUUUCUUGACAUGAUUGCGCGGUUGGUUAUGAUCCAGCCAGAGCGCCAUUCACUGGACUCGCACGCUUCGUCUGAUAAGGCCAAGCACAGCAAAUCAUGCCAUGUCACCCCAAGCGACUCAUCCCAUGAUGUGGAAGGAGUUGACACUGAAACAUCGCCCCUUCUGUCAUCAUCAGCUUCGACAACAGUUUCGACAAUAGGGGUCGGUUCAGAUUCAGACACGGAAGUAGGAAUCGAUACCGCUUCGGUUGCGGAAAAUCGCAAUUUCUACGCAGUAGUUCUUCGAGACAUUGGUAUAUGGACAAGCAUUCUGAACACGAUUGUCCAAGCUGCGGUUCGAGCAGGCUUCAACGCAACUUUACCCGUUUAUCUCCGGGACACCUUCAAUUGGGGCCCGUCAUCUGUCGGAGCAACUUUUUUUGCUCUCCAAGUCCCUAUAGUCUUUCUCUCCCCUGUUCUUGGCUGGGUCCGAGAUCGCGUUGGUGUCCGAUACCCAACAACGAUCGGUUGGGUUCUUCUUUGCCCCUUACUAUGCUGCUUGGGUAUUCCCGGGAGCGGAAUAUUUUGGGCCAGUGACAGCCAGAGAAUUGAAGAAGCCGCCUUUAUUGCAUGCAUAUGUGGCAUUGGAUUAGUUAUGCCCUUCACUCAAGGUGCCGGAGCUUUGAACAUGCGGAACGUCGUAAGGACGCUGGAAAAAGAAACCCCCAAUAUCUUUGGCCCUAACGGUGGGCGCGCGAGGUGCUUUGCGCUGAUUUCAGUGUCGUUUAAUACUGGCCUGACGCUGGGCCCAGCUAUCAUUGGUUGGCUGUUUGGCAACAUUGGGUAUUGUUACAUGAAUAUUCUUCUCGGUAGGUGA